CUUGAAGGCUGGGACUUGCAGGACGGAGGUUAUACUCAGGUCCACAUCUAAUCUGCUUGUCUCAAUCCAUAGCUCCUGAGAAGUGUGGGGCACCACUUCUCAGCUAACAGCCAUGGCUCUUGGACUCCUUCUGUGGGUUUCCUGUAUUUCUCUGCUGUUGAACUUCAGUGUUGGUUUGACGGCUAAAAAAGCGUAUCGAGUCAUAGAAGAUUCAAACAACCUACAGGACGAUGGAGACGAUGAUGCUUUGAACUCUCAAGAACAGGAUCAGGCUUCAAAUGAACACCUGGCUAGAGUUGGAUGGGCAAGCUACAACCACCCCUUAUUUGCACAAUGGCAGGAUUUGGUCUCAACACAGCAAAACCAACCCACCACCCCAAGUGUUCCUGCUGUACAGAAACCUGUUACUGGUGACCUGAGCCGCUGGCGGCCGAAAAACCAACCCAAUGCACCAAGUGUUCCUGCUGUACAGGGACCUGCUACCCAUGAGUGGAGUCACUGGCGGCCGAAAAACCAACCCAAAGCACCAAGUGUUCCUGCUGUACAGGGACCUGUUACCGGUGACCUGAGCCACUGGCGGCCGAAAAACCAACCCAAAGCACCAAGUGUUCCUGCUGUACAGGAACCUGUUACCGGUGACCUGAGCCACUGGCGGCCGAAAAACCAACCCAAAGCACCAAGUGUUCCUGCUGUACAGGAACCUGUUACCGGUGACCUGAGCCACUGGCGGCUGAAAAACCAACCCAAAGCACCAAGUGGUCCAGCUGUACAGGGCCCUGCUACCCAUGAGUGGAGUCACUGGCAGCUGCAAAAUCAACCCAAAGCACCAAGUGGUCCAGUUGUACAGGGACCUGCUAUCCAUGAGUGGAGUCACUGGCAGCUGCAAAAUCAACCCAAAGCACCAAGUGUUCCUGCUGUACAGGAACCUGUUACCGGUGACCUGAGCCACUGGCGGCCGAAAAACCAACCCAAAGCACCAAGUGUUCCUGCUGUACAGGAACCUGUUACCAGUGACCUGAGCCACUGGCGGCCGAAAAAACAACCCAAAGCACCAAGUGUUCCUGCUGUACAGGAACCUGUUAACCAUGAGUGGAGUCACUGGAGGCCGCAAAACCAACCCAACGCACCAAGUGGUCCAGUUGUACAGGGACCUGCUAUCCAUGAGUGGAGUCACUGGCAGCCGCAAAAUCAACCGAAAGCACCAAGUGUUCCUGCUGUACAGGAACCUGUUACCGGUGACCUGAGCCACUGGCGGCCGAAAAACCAACCCAAAGCACCAAGUGUUCCUGCUGUACAGGAACCCGUUACCGGUGACCUGAGCCACUGGCGGCCGAAAAACCAACCCAAAGCACCAAGUGUUCCUGCUGUACAGGAACCCGUUACCGGUGACCUGAGCCACUGGCGGCCGAAAAACCAACCCAAAGCACCAAGUGUUCCUGCUGUACAGGAACCCGUUACCGGUGACCUGAGCCACUGGCGGCCGAAAAACCAACCCAAAGCACCAAGUGUUCCUGCUGUACAGGAACCCGUUACCGGUGACCUGAGCCACUGGCGGCCGAAAAACCAACCCAAAGCACCAAGUGUUCCUGCUGUACAGGAACCCGUUACCGGUGACCUGAGCCACUGGCGGCCGAAAAACCAACCCAAAGCACCAAGUGUUCCUGCUGUACAGGGAUCUGCUACCCAUGAGUGGAGUCACUGGUGGCCGCAAAACCAACUCAAAGCACCAAGUAGUCCAGCUGUCCAGGGACCUGUUACCGGUGACCUGAGCCACUGGCGGCUGCAAAACCAACCCAAAGCACCAAGUAGUCCAGCUGUACAGGAACCUGUUACCAGUGGGUGGAAGGGCUUUCAGCAGCAAAACCUUCCCGGACCACUUGUGUUUCCUUUAAGGGCCAACCAGCCAGCUGCACCACAACCUCCCAACCAAGACAUCCCCCCAACUCCCUCAUCAGGUGUUCAUGCAUACAGCCCGCCUGUCUAUCCAAGCGGUGGUGAUGCUGGUCGCUAUGCUAGUCGAGUUGCAUCCCACCAGCCUGUCUCAUCCCCGACUGUUGAGGAGCCUUGGAGGCCUGGACCAGUUAACGGACAAUAUGGGGUGCCUCAGCCAGGUGUUAAGUUCCAACACCAGGACUCUAACAGUCAACAGGGGGAUUACUCGAGUAGCCAUCCCAACCUCGUCUUUGAGAGGGUCUUUCAGCUUCCUCCAAACAACGAGCCUCAUCAAGGUUUUGAUGCAGCCUCUCAUAUGGCAACAAGGCAGGGUCAAGCUAACUUAGGUCAAGGGUCUUCAGCUGGAUACCCCCCCACAGUGCAACAGCAACCACCAAGUAAUGCAGCAGUACCACCUUUCUACAACUUCUGGAGAGGACUGCCUUCUGCUCCCUUCCACUUUAGAGGUGGAUACUUUAAUGCAAUGAGCCAACGUCCAAGAAACCAAGUAUUCAGAACCCAGAAAGUCAUGCCGGUUCAGAGAGCCAGGCUGGUCCAGAGUGUCAGUCAGCCGACCGCUAGCCACCGACAUCGUCCAACAUACCUCUACCGGUCCAGAAGCGGCUACCAUAGAGGCAGAUUUCUUCACUCCCAUACCAGCUACAAGCCAGAAUAUCUUCAAGAUACCAUCAGUGUGACAAGUUUUACAGGUUUCCAAGAGCCUCCAGAAAGUCAACCACCUGCACCAAAGGCUUAAGGAAAUCACUGAAUGACAUACCCUCUGGAGAAAAUAAACAUUUUAAUUUCAGA
Molecule: messenger RNA, 2742 nt
Organism: Amphiprion ocellaris (clown anemonefish)
Lineage: Eukaryota; Metazoa; Chordata; Actinopteri; Pomacentridae
Exons: 4
Coding region: 113-2689 (858 amino acids)
Source: RefSeq, a predicted model, not a curated record